Penicillium malachiteum is the source of this 279-nucleotide messenger RNA. RefSeq lists its product as uncharacterized. The transcript has a single exon. NCBI's taxonomy places the organism in Eukaryota, Fungi, Ascomycota, Eurotiomycetes, Eurotiales, Aspergillaceae. The record is from RefSeq and is a predicted model, not a curated record. Gene Ontology annotation, molecular function: protein dimerization activity. The coding region runs from base 1 to 279 and encodes 92 amino acids.
AUGACAGACCAACCCAUCUCCCACAACCAGAAACGCCAUUAUCAGGUUGAGAGGAAUUAUCGCAAACGACUGAACGAAAAGAUCAAAAACCUGGCGGAGGUCAUCCCGGGAUGGUCACACUCCGACCCGACAACUCUCACCACGGAGAACUCCAAAUCGAUGGUGUUGGAGAAAGCGAUUGCCUACAUCACGUGGCUAGAAGGUGAGCAGCAGAAGAAGCAACGCGUAUUAGAGGCUAAGAAGGAAAUUGCCAAUUCUUUGCAUUUUCUCUUCCAUUAG